AUGAAUCAACGUAAUCCAAUUAUUAAUUAUCAUCACCCACCUCCAACAAUUGUUAAUCAACCACCUCCACCCACAAAUAUAACAGCUGGACCACCCCCACCAUUGCAAUCAUCUUUUCAACAAUAUCAUAAUGCACCACCUAACGUUCCACCCAAUCAACAACCACCACCACCAAAUUUCCAAUAUCCAUAUUUGUAUCCUCCCCCCACAAAUCAAAAUCAACAACCUCCCCCAGCACAACAACAACCACCACCACAACAGCAACCACUGCAGCAAUUGCCACCACAGCAAUUGCCACCGCAACAAUUGCCACCACAACAAUUACCGCCACAACAAUUACCGCCACAACAAUUACCACCACAACAAUUACCACCACAACAACAAUUACCACCACAACAACAAUUACCACCACCACAACAAUUACCACCACCGCAACAACAACAACAAUUACCUUCACUACAACAAUUACCACCACAAUCACAAUCCCAAGUGCCUCCUCAACCUCUAAUGACAUUUACUAAUGAAUCAAUUCGUACUCGAAACCCUCUUCCAUCAUCAAAUGGAUCUGGACGACCCGCUAGUGGAAGAGGAUCAGAAUGUUGGUAUUAUGCAUCAGGAAGGUGUAAUUUAGAAACUCUUUUGUAUAUUGCCAUGCUAGUUACUCGUAACUUGGAAACCGAAAUUGAACAACCUUCAAGUAAAAGUAAGAUAGUACCAGCAACUGCUAUAAAAGAUACAUUGGAUACAAAAGAGUCGACUACAAUCUUGAAUGAUUCAAAAAUAACAAAAAAAUAUUCUAAUAAAUUAUCGUCUUUUUGUCCAACUGCGGUAACUCCAAGUACUGUUGCAAUGACUGUUACCACAAAAGCAACUUCUAAUUCAGAAACCACUACUUUUAUAAGGCAAUCGGACAAGAAACCCAAGUAUGGGUUUCUAUCUUCAAUAUUAAACAAUAAUAACAAUAGUUCACUUUCAUUAUCCUCACUUGCUGUUGGCUCAGAUAUGCCAAAUAAAAAACAAUCGAACCAAGUAGAAUCAGGAUCUAGAUAUAAAUUAUUCAAAUCAUGGAAUAAUUCUCAAGAUUCAGAAUAUAAAACCAUAGAAAAAGCUCUUGGAAGGUAUCGAGAUCUAGAUAUUUCUUUUUUAUCUAUGACAUUUGUGUUUCAUUCACCAAAACUUAAUUUCAAGUAUUACUCUCAAAUAUUUCAAAGAUUUCAAUCUAAAGAUCGACAUAAAGUUGACGUACUAAAAACAGCACUGAUUCCAUGGCUUAAAAAAUAUACUACUGUAAAUACUAGUGAUAAAGGUUUACUUCGGGGUCGAAUCAUUUUAUUAAAAUGGUGGAAUGCAUUAGUAGAAAAUUUACCAAACGCUGCAUUUACAGAUCAUCGCAUUGGUUCCAUUAAUUCCAUUAAUCAAACCACGAGUACUGAGGCUUGCCCAGAUGUUCCAAUAGAUACAAUAAUUCAAUAUCGUACAGCAUUAAUGUCAACACUUCAUUAUGCAAUAGAUAGGUUAAAUCAAAAAGGGGUGUAUUCGAAUGUCAUUUCUUUUUGUGCUAGAGUAUUAGUCCCCGGUGUUGGUUUUGCCUUAUUACAAGCAUUGCCCGUGAGCAAAUCUCAUAUUAAAAGGAUACUAAAUGAGACAUUAGGUGAAGAUAAUCCAAGCAUGUAUCAAAUUUCAAAACAAAAUGAACCAAUUUCGCCAUUAUUCCCGGAACAUUUAAAUUUUCUUUGCUUUACAAAUUUGAAAACAUGGUGGAGGCAAUUUGAGAAUUCAAAACGAAUUUGGGGCGAACCGCCAAUCGAAUUGAGUGGUAAUUGGAUUCGACGAUGGCAAAGUGAUGAUAGUGAAUUAUUUUUUUCAUUUUAUAAACAUUAUCAUAUUGUUCUUAAAUCAUAUCUUGCACCAUAUCUUGCGACAUUGGAAUCUAGUAAAUCAAUGACUCCUCCUCGUCAUUAUGUCACUGCACCAGGGUAUAUUCACCUUGCUUCAUUUUUCCUACUUAAGAUAGAAUCACUAAUUCAUCGUAAUAUCCAUACAAUAACCACAGUAAUUCAAUAUGAGCAUUCGAAAAAUGGUGAUAUUAUUCAUAACAAUGUUACUCCUAACAUGUCAGGAAUUUCAAACGCAAUGAAUGCUGAUACCGUGGCCGUUGAGAUGGCACUUGAAAUGGCAGGAAGACGUUUCGUUGAGACUAUGGUUUCUAUCGUAGAAAAUGGAGUUUUUCAAGAAAUGUGUAAUGUUUGGAUAAAAACUGUCGUUAAAAAAACCAAUUUGUAUGACGUUGAGGGGGUAUUUUGCUUGUUAGAUUUUAUUGAUACUUUAAUAAUUGAAUUGGAUGCUAGGGAUAAUGUUAUUGUAUCAUCUGAACCAAUUACAUCAAAUUCAGCUAAUACUUUUAAUUCAACUAGUACAAUCGAUUUCUUUUUUUCACCUCCCAAUCUCUCCAAUAUUCUUGAUAUUCAAUUUUACAUCUCAUUGGUUAAAUUUCUCCUUGAUAAAUCGGAUCAUACUAUUACCAUACUACGAACAAUAAGUUUUGUUUAUACUCAUUUCUUCCUUCUAACUUCACAACCAAUUUAUUUAAAACAAUUAGUUAGAAAUAUAAUUUUGGAUGAAGAGAUGUUUGAAAGAUUAUUUUGUCAUUGGUCUAAAAAUGUAAGAACUUAUUUUAUGAGGUUAUUGGUAUGGCAAGUUGGUAGGAUUAGUGGAGGAAUUAGAAUACACAAUGAAAACAAAGAUUUAAAUGUUGGAGAUAAAGAUGAAGAGGAGAUUUUGAUUGAAUUAGAAAACGUGAGACUUUGUUACGAAUUUUUUAAAAAUUAUUCAGGAAAUGUUGAAGAAGUUGAAAAAGCUAUCAAUAAAAUUUCCGAAUCAACAACUAAUGAAAUUAAUGUUGGAGGAAAUGGAGAUAAUAAUAGUUCAUCCGUUACUUCAAUAUCAUCUAUUUCAGAAACCACCAAAAAGCAAAAGAAAAUUUCUAUGAAGAGAUUAAUAGCGUUACAGUCAUCUCCUUCAUCUUCAUCUGGAAAGGAAAUGUCAACUGCGGCAGUUUUGUUUCGUUGGAUAUUUUCUAAUAGAUCAUCAUGCAAACAACCACAUUUAGAAUCAAACAAUAUCAAUCCUUCACCUGCAAUAAAUCAACCAGCCAUUCCGAUUCGAACAACAAGUAAACAACAAUUGGCUUCAUUAGUUUGGCAAUAUUCAUCUAAUAGACAUAUUUAUGCUGGAAAAGCGAUUUCAGAAUAUGACGCUGUUAUUCAAGAAUAUGGAGAAUGGUGUUCACAAGCAAAUGUGGAUAAUAACAUUGGUAGUAGUAAUUCUUUAAUUAAUUCGACUGUGCCGAGAUUUCCGAGUUUAAAUGUUGAAUAUCCUAAAUAUUUUGGGAAUUCAUUUACGUGA
Molecule: messenger RNA, 3405 nt
Organism: Diversispora eburnea
Lineage: Eukaryota; Fungi; Glomeromycota; Glomeromycetes; Diversisporales; Diversisporaceae
Source: the annotation of a GenBank genome assembly